AGUAGCUUUUAUCAUCUAGUUACAUGCACACAAUGCUAUGUGUGCUUCUGCUUGUAAUUUUUUACUUGGUGCCCUAAUACGAUUGCCUGGAAUUUUGUUAUUGCAGAUACGGUGACAAGUCCAAGUACAGAAAAUUUCUCAUGGGGAAUUUUUGCGUGACAAGAAUCAUUGUUGAGCUGACAUGGGUGACAAUGGAACUACUGUUGAUAUGGAAGUUGACAUGGCAGGUGGAAAGAUGGUGGGAACCGUUGAUAUAGUCGUUCCGAAAGGUUCAUCCACCCGUUGUAGAAGGCCUGAGCCUAUCAUGAAAGUAGUGCAGCAACUUUUGACUAUUAAGAAGGAGGAGCAUUCAUCCUACCAGACCAGAUUAAGGGUUCUAGAUUCUACUAUUAAACAAUUGUUGGCAUUUAACUCAGAGGAGCUUAUCAUGAAGGAUGAGCAUUCUGCAUCAUCGGACGGCAUGUUGCAUGCAAGUGAAGCUGGAGAAAGAUGAGGAUGAAAUCUGCCUUAUAACGGACAAGAAAACACUCCCACCAAGCUUUCCUGAGCUUAACCCUCAAAAGUGUUGCUGGCUCAACUGAUGAAAUGGUAGGGACAACUUCAACUGUAGACGAGAUAACCAUACUUUGGAUGCUUUGCAGCAGAGAUAACCACACCAGAAUAUAGCUAGAAAGAAAAUACAGAGACAGUUUGUUAACUAACUUGUCCUUAUCCUCUGUUGUGGAUGUGAUACCGUCCUAUUGUGUUGAUAAGUCUAAGCUAGCUGGCAUAAUUAUCUUUUACUUGUUGAUAGAUGUUUGUAAUCUUAGAGUUCUAAUUGUACUACGUUUGGUAUACAGCAGCCGUUAUAUUAUAAAUACAAUUAUUCAAUACAAAGAAUA
Rosa chinensis is the source of this 881-nucleotide messenger RNA. RefSeq lists its product as uncharacterized. Bases 182 to 493 code for a protein of 103 amino acids. NCBI's taxonomy places the organism in Eukaryota, Viridiplantae, Streptophyta, Magnoliopsida, Rosales, Rosaceae. The record is from RefSeq and is a predicted model, not a curated record. The transcript has 2 exons.